Molecule: messenger RNA, 2259 nt
Organism: Nothobranchius furzeri (turquoise killifish)
Lineage: Eukaryota; Metazoa; Chordata; Actinopteri; Cyprinodontiformes; Nothobranchiidae
Source: RefSeq, a predicted model, not a curated record
CGGCGCGUUGGUGUGACGUAAUUGGUCUACAAACGCGUCCCCGGGAGGAUGCAGCCCACGAAUCUGGACACCCCCAAUAAUUACAAUCGCGGUCUUUGCAAACUAUUUUCCUGCCUUGAUGGAAAAGAAAAUGGACGUCAGACGAUCUUUUUUUAUUUUGUGAGAAAUGAGAGGGCAAUCCUUAAGUUGUGGUGGCUCUGCUUCUGGGUCAACACAUAAAACAGUUCCUCAAGUGUGUCCUUUACAAGCAGAGGCUUACUGAUAUACGACUCUGUUACCAGUUCUAGGGCUGACGCACCCAGUUCCCCACCCCCGGUGUAUCCUUUACAGCUGAGGAAACACAAACCAAACAACAAUGGCAGUCCAGUUAAGAGUCAUUUUAGAAGAACACAGCAUUCAAAAGUUGACACUUCCAACAGGAAUUCCUAAUACAGUGGAAGAUCUUGUUUCCAUAAUUACUGAAACUUUCCAGUUGCAUGGGGAAUUUGGACUGCUAUACCAAGACAAAGACUUUGACAACCAGUUUUUCAGUGUCAUCUCGACUGCUGACUUGUAUGACAAGGCCACUGUUAAAGUGAUCCUUAAAGAGCCAGUAAUCACCCUUGACCUACAACCAGUAUGUGAAUCAGGAUCAUCAUCUACAUUGAACUCUUCAACUUCAGUGAGCACCCAUCCUGCAACUACUACUGAAACGGACAUCUGCCCUGCACAUCAUGAUGCACCCUCACAGGUGUCCGACUGCGCAUCCUCAAGUUCCAGUGACACCAUCAUUCUCCCUGAUUCAUGUCGCCCUGUUGCAUGGCCAGUGCCAUUUCAAGUACCAGAGUUUUCCCGAGACAUACAACUAAUCCUCACUGAGGCAAACAACUCAUAUCGCAACACUGGAAGACCUUUCAUGGAUGCCAGUGUUAAAUCAGCAAUAAUGCAAGACCUUGCAAAAGUAAUUUUUUCGUACACUGCUUACCCAACCAAUCAGCAGAUCCUCUCAGUGGCUGAAGCGUUGGUUUCAAAGUUUCCGUGUCUUAAGGAGCCAGGAUCAUUUGCCGGCUUAUAUGGCUGGCAGCAGCGCAUAAAAAACAAGAUGCACAAUUACCGUGCCAAGCUAAGAUCUCGAAAAUUUUCUUACCCAGAAAUUGAAAUUAAUGCCUUAAAAAGGAAACAUCCAGCUAAUGCAGUGCCAUCAAAGAAUGUAAAAAAGCCAAAAAAAGCAGAGGUUAAUUAUCUCCCUCCGCAUCCUACUGGAGAAACACCAGAGACACUGGAGAAAGAGAGGCUUGAAAUGAUUUAUGAAAUAACAAAGAAAAACAACGCAAAGAUAAUUGCUGAUAAAAUGAAUAAAACAUUCUCUAGCAGAAGACUUGAAGUGGUCAGCAUCUGCCCCUCUGUGGGUGAAUUAAAAGAAAGGUGGCCUGCAUUAUUCACUGAGGCUCAGAUCAUCGAAGAGUUCAGACGCAUCACCACAAUUUCUUUGGUGGAGACAUUCAUGCUGAAACUUGAUGAGUACACACCAGGUCUUUUGCAGCUUAUGCGUGCCAAAGGGGGAGCUGCUGGUUCCAAGAUGAGACCUCUGCUGGACACUUUGAAUGACACACAGAGCAUUGAGAAGAAAAGGGAUGUUGUUAUCUGCUGCCUCAUUAGCUACCUCGGGGAAAGACGAGAAGAUCUUUUUCAUGACUGCCAGGAAUGUGAGGAUUACACAGACGAUAUGAUGAAAGUGAUCGUGAUCCACAACAUCAUGGCUGAGGAGGAUCCAUCAGAUGUGUUCAUUGUGAUUGAGGGAAACCAAGUGAUGGAGGGAUGUGGAAGCCGAACAAAGGCAUGUGUACUGCUGAUGGGACUGAUAUAUGCCCUCAACCUCGAAUAUCCGAAGGAGCUGAAGAACACAUUUGACACUUUUCAAAAACUGUUUUUGCAACUCGACGGGGCGAAACUACUGAACAAGGUCCACAGCCUCAAAAAUAAGCUUAUGCAAUGCACACACAUUUCCCCUCUUGUUCCCAGAGGAUCUUUUGUCCAGACGUAGCUUGAUGAAGCUGUGAUUUUUCUUCUGACAGCACACAAACUAUUGAAUGUUGGCGUUAGUGUUCUGUUCUAUCUACAUAUGUUUGAUAACGUACAUGCACAGAAACAACCUUGUAGAGUUUCUGUGCUUUUGGCUUUUAAAAUGGACUAAGUUGCCUUGGAAAGUGUUGUCUGCAAUAUCUGUUGUGUUGCACUUUAUUCUGUGUUUUUAUGGAAUAAAAACAUUGAGAUGAUGAA